AUGUCUAUUGUUCUGUCAGAUCGUCAACGAGACGAACUACUCGAAGCACAUCAAGAUGACUUCAAUUCUGACCCCAAACAGAAAUACUCUGGAUUACUUGAAAAGAAAUGGACUUCUGUUAUCAGACUGCAGAAGAAGAUAAUGGAUCUCGAGAAUAAAAUUACACAGAUGCAAGAGGAAUUGUCUACUGCAACACCUAGGAAACCUACUAGCGCUGUGGAUUGGGUUCCGCGUGCGCCAGAGAAAUACGCUCUAACUGGUCACAGGAACCCCGUCACACGUGUUGCCUUUCACCCCGUAUUCUCUGUGCUGGCAUCGGCAUCUGAAGAUACUACUAUAAAGAUUUGGGAUUAUGAGACUGGCGAAUUCGAGCGGACGCUCAAAGGACAUACGAAAGCAGUCCAAGAUAUCGCUUUUGAUCCCAAGGGCAACUUUUUAGUAUCCUGCUCUGCAGAUCUGACGAUAAAAGUUUGGGAUCUGCAGAAUGACUACAAAUGCGUGAAAACUUUAUAUGGUCACGAUCACAGCGUUUCGUCCGUUGCUUUCCUACCAUCUGGAGAUACAAUUGUUUCGGCAUCGCGAGACAAGACAAUUAAACGUUGGGAAUUUGCAUCGGGGUACUGUGUGAAGACUUACUUUGGCCAUCUGGAGUGGGUACGAUCUGUAUCCCCUAGUGAGGACGGAAAGUGGUUGAUUACUAGCUCUAAUGACCAGACUGCACGCCUGUGGGAAACAGCUAAUGCCGAGUGUAAAAUGGAAUUUAGAGGUCACGAUCACGUUGUUGAAUGUGCGAUAUUCGCGCCUACUGAUGCAUAUCCUUUCAUAAGAGAGAUGAUAGGUGUCGAAAAAGAUCCCAAGGGAGCAGCCAAGGCAGAACCUAUGCCCGGACAAUAUAUUGUAACUGGUUCGAGAGACAAGACCAUCAAGAUCUGGGAUUCUACAGGACAGUGCGUUAGGACUCUGAUUGGUCACGAUAACUGGGUGCGUGGUCUCGUCUUCCAUACGAGUGGGAAAUAUCUUAUUAGUGCUUCGGAUGAUAAAACGAUCAAGAUAUGGGAUAUCAAGACUGGUCGCUGUUACAAGACCGUUGAAGCCCAUGCACACUUUGUGACUUGCAUUGCGUUUAAUCAUGGGAACCCUGUGGUUGCUACAGGGUCCGUAGAUCAGACAGUGAAGAUCUGGGCUCCGUACAGGUGA
This is a messenger RNA of Paraglomus brasilianum, 1197 nucleotides long. The record is from the annotation of a GenBank genome assembly. Lineage: Eukaryota; Fungi; Glomeromycota; Glomeromycetes; Paraglomerales; Paraglomeraceae.